AUGGACAAUACACACCCUUUACGCUUGUUCCAGGGCGACUUCAACAACGAUCACGGGACUUUCCAACAGUUCUGCCUCGUCCCAGCCGAGAUCGCUGCCAAGAUACCGGAGGGGAUCUCCUUCGAGCAAGCGGCGACGAUCCCGUUGGGACUCGGGACCGCUUUUUGCGGCCUCACGCCGGGGCCACCAUUUUUCUGGGAGCUUUUCUAG
Molecule: messenger RNA, 210 nt
Organism: Epithele typhae
Lineage: Eukaryota; Fungi; Basidiomycota; Agaricomycetes; Polyporales; Epitheliaceae
Exons: 3
Coding region: 1-210 (69 amino acids)
Molecular function (GO): oxidoreductase activity, acting on NAD(P)H
Source: RefSeq, a predicted model, not a curated record